Messenger RNA from Aspergillus ibericus CBS 121593, 2049 nucleotides. Its product is annotated as M18 family aminopeptidase. The coding region runs from base 309 to 1844 and encodes 511 amino acids. Gene Ontology annotation, cellular component: fungal-type vacuole. The transcript is spliced from 2 exons. Gene Ontology annotation, molecular function: zinc ion binding; metalloaminopeptidase activity. The record is from RefSeq and is a predicted model, not a curated record. NCBI's taxonomy places the organism in Eukaryota, Fungi, Ascomycota, Eurotiomycetes, Eurotiales, Aspergillaceae. Gene Ontology annotation, biological process: proteolysis.
CGAUCACGGAGGAGUGCCAAGAUGGCAACGUGAACUGGAAUGCGUAUGUGGGUUCGAGCGACUAGAAGAGCGAGCUCGAUCCUCGGCUCGGGCCAAGUGGGCCGCUUAUCAGGCCGCGGAGGAACAGAUCUCUACUACGGAGUACGUAGGUCAUCAACGGCGUGAGAACGGGACAGACACCACCUCGUCAUCUUCUUCUCUCCGUCUCCUCCCUGCCUCUCCUCCCACUCUCCCCUCUGCUCUCCAAUUCAGCCUCUCCCUGCUCUCAAACUCAUCUGCUCCCUCAACGCCCUCCCCGACCGCUCCCCAUGGCCAAGAAAAGCAUCCUGGGCCUUCGCGAAGCCGCCAUGGCCUACCGACCCAGCUCCUCCGGCCAGCUCCCCGAGCCCACCCCGACCCCCUCGACUGCGCCCACACCAGUGGCAGCGCCCACCUCCAUCAACCCCGAUGACUAUUCCAAGCCCUACUGCGACUUCAUGACCGCCAACCCGACCAUCUUCCACGCCGUCGACAGCUUCACCAAGCAGCUGGAAGGCCAAGGGUACAAGCGCCUCCCGGAGCGCGACACCUGGCAGCUCGAACGCGGCGGCAAAUACUACACCACGCGCAACGCCAGCGCCUUUAUUGCCUUCUCCGUGGGCGCCGAUUACCAGGCUGGCAACGGCAUGGCCAUCGUCGCCGGCCACAUCGACGCCCUGACCGCCAAGCUCAAGCCCGUCUCCAAGCUGCCCACGAAGGCCGGCUUCGUCCAACUGGGCGUGGCGCCCUACGCCGGCGCCCUCAACGAGACCUGGUGGGAUCGCGACCUCGCCAUCGGUGGCCGCGUCCUGGUCCGCGACCCGACCUCCGGGAAAGUCGAAUCCAAACUCGUCAAGCUGGACUGGCCCAUUGCUCGCAUUCCCACGCUGGCCCCGCACUUCGGCGCUCCCUCCCAGGGCCCCUUCAACAAGGAAACCCAAAUGGUCCCCGUGGUGGGCGUCGACAACUCCGACCUCUUCGCCCAGCAAUCCCCCACCCCCAGCCCCGCCUACGCCCCGGGCACCUUCGCCGCCACGCAGCCCCCGAAACUCGUCAAGGUCAUCGCCCAAGAACUCCAGAUCACCGACCCCAGCACCAUCCUGAACUGGGAACUCGAGCUCUACGACAGCCAGCCCGCGCAACUCGGCGGCCUCGAGAAAGACCUGAUCUUCGCCGGCCGCAUUGACGACAAGCUCUGCUGCUACGCCGCGCAGGAAGCCCUCCUGGCCUCGCCAUCCCACACCUCCCCAGCCUCCAUCAAGAUGGUCGGCAUGUUCGACGACGAAGAAAUCGGCAGCUUACUCCGCCAAGGUGCCCGCUCCAAUUUCAUGUCCAGCGUCAUCGAACGCAUCACCGAGGCCUUCGCCCCGGGCACCACCUACGGACCCAACCUCCUGGCCCAAACCGUCGCCAACAGCUUCUUCGUCUCCUCCGACGUCAUCCACGCCGUCAACCCCAACUUCCUCAACGUCUACCUGGAGAACCACGCCCCCCGUCUCAACGUCGGCGUCGCCGUCUCCGCCGACUCCAACGGCCACAUGACCACCGACAGCGUCAGCCACGCCUUCAUCCAGCGCGUCGCCGCCAAAUGCGACGCCACGCUCCAGGUCUUCCAGAUCCGGAACGAUUCCCGCAGCGGCGGCACCAUUGGGCCCAUGACGAGCUCGCGCAUCGGCAUGCGCGCUAUCGAUGUGGGUAUCCCGCAGCUCAGUAUGCAUAGUAUUCGGGCCACCACGGGCAGUCGGGACCCGGGACUAGGCGUGAAACUGUUCAAGGGCUUCUUUGAUUACUUUGAGGAGAUUGAUCGGGAGUUUGCGGAUUUUUGAGCCUGUUGAUCGUCCUGUUGGGUGCCACAUAAGAUUUCUCCGUGAUAUACAGCGGAUGAGGAAGGUAGAUGAGAUGCAUUCUAGCGUUCGGAUGGUGAGGCUUAGAGGAUAUGAGGGGAUGGCUUGUCAUGUUCUGCUGCUUUCCUGACACCGUUCUUCCAUCGUGUGUCUAGUCGUAUGUACUUGCCGUUGGCGCAGAGUAUUU